Molecule: messenger RNA, 123 nt
Organism: Dentiscutata erythropus
Lineage: Eukaryota; Fungi; Glomeromycota; Glomeromycetes; Diversisporales; Gigasporaceae
Source: the annotation of a GenBank genome assembly
GAUCUCAAACACAUGCAUGCACGGAUAGUAUUUGAUUCAAAACUACAUCUUUAUGGAACAACUAGAUCGGCUCCUCCAGAAAAAUUCUCUGCAAGUAUGCUAGUUGCCGUGGUUGCCAGAUAG